Messenger RNA from Haliotis rufescens (red abalone), 3435 nucleotides. RefSeq names its product cell division cycle 7-related protein kinase-like. Gene Ontology annotation, biological process: protein phosphorylation; mitotic DNA damage checkpoint signaling. Gene Ontology annotation, cellular component: nucleus. NCBI's taxonomy places the organism in Eukaryota, Metazoa, Mollusca, Gastropoda, Lepetellida, Haliotidae. The transcript has 11 exons. Gene Ontology annotation, molecular function: ATP binding; protein serine/threonine kinase activity. Bases 96 to 1610 code for a protein of 504 amino acids. The record is from RefSeq and is a predicted model, not a curated record.
UCCGGAAGUAAACGGGAAAUAGAACGUCAACACUUGGCGCCAGAUUUCGAGAAGAAAAGCAACAGUUUACUCGAAGAAAAUAGAAAGUUGGCAGAAUGAGUGAAACGGAAACUCUCAGUGACCGGAGCGUGGCAGAGAGUAUGGACAAUGUUCAUGGGUCCAAGAAACCUUGCCCCCCUUCCACGCAGGAGGCACUGCCAAUUGAUGUACAAGAGGAGAUUGAGUGCCUGUAUGAAUUUGUUCCUGAGGUUGCUCAGCACUUUAAAAUCGUCAACAAAAUAGGAGAGGGGACGUUUAGCUCAGUCUUCCAAGCCUGUCUCCGACAUCACCCCGAGGUGAAGCAGCAGUUUGCCCUGAAACACAUCAUCCCAACCAGUCAUCCUUCUCGUAUCGAGGGAGAACUACGGUGCUUGCAGGAAAUUGGCGGCUGCGAGAACGUGAUCGGUGUGGAACUGUGCAUCAGAAACAGGGACCAUGUCGUCAUCGUCAUGCCGUACUUCGCACACGACAAGUUCCCAGAUUACGUGCUGGAGAUGUCGCUGACGGAGGUGCGAGACUACAUGCGCAACCUUCUCAUAGCUCUCCGACGCGUGCACAAGUUCGACAUCAUACACAGAGAUGUAAAACCCAGCAACUUCCUGUACAACCGAGAGACACAACAGUUUUCUCUGGUAGACUUUGGUUUGGCCCACCAAGCACCAGUGUGUCUGAUGAAGAAAUGCAAGACGUCUCCAAGUGUAGAUGUAAAACUUGCAGACAAACAUCACAAGUCAGUCCCGCUGUCUCCGUCCAAAAAAUAUCUUCAGGAUAACAAUGUCAAGUCCCCUGCUUCUACCGACAUGAAAAGGGAGCAACCGUCCGAACUGAAACCAGGCGCCAGUGGUAAACUGGCAGCACACCGACGGCAGUACACGCCGCCAACAGCAAAUCUUGACAUGCUUCACUUAUCCAACAAAAUAAAGUCUCCCCGUCGCAUGCUGCUGGCCAAGAGAGCUCUGAUGAUAAAAGAGGGUCAGGUGUCCAGCAAGCAACGGUCGUCUUCAUCGUCACGGCCGGGCAGUCAGAACACCUGUCAAUGUUUUGGCCAGCCUAUGGUGUGCAGUAUUUGUGUUGCGAGAAGCAAUCAGACCGCCCCUCGUGCAGGAACACCUGGUUUUCGCUCGCCCGAGGUUCUCAUGAAAUGUCCUGACCAGUCAACAGCUGUGGACAUCUGGUCAGCGGGGGUCAUCUUCAUGUCUCUGCUCAGUGGCCGCUACCCUUUCUUCCGAGCCAAUGAUGACGUCACAGCUCUCGCACAGAUCAUUUCCAUCAUGGGCAGUGAAGAGGUCAAGGUUGCAGCGAAGACUUUCGGCAAACACCUCACCUGCAGCCCCGUAACACCGGCAGUGGACCUGAAACGACUGUGUGUGAAGCUUAGGAGCGCCCCCAGUCUCGCUGCAGGGAACCAGGCACAGAAGAAUACUCACAUUCCAAACAAAGAGAAUUCUACAGAUUUGUGGGAAAAUAUUUCUGACUGUGGUUUUGAUUUGCUUAAAAGUUUACUUGACCUUAAUCCUGCAACAAGAAUAACUGCUGAAGAAGCCCUAAGACACCAGUUCUUUGUAGACUGAUGGAGUGUUUGUUUCUUUAUGGCGAAUGGAUGAAGUUGGCCAAUAAAAUUAUGUGAUUACCUCUCGAAGCAAAAAGAUGAUUCUCAACCAUGAAAGGGGGCCAUUCCACCAUCAAUAGGAGGCCAUAUCACCAUCAAAAUGUGGCCUCUCCACUGGCAGAACGAGUGUGGUAUCAUGUUUAUGAUUCAAAAGGAGGCCAUCCACUGGCAAAAGGCGGCGUCUCCACCGACAUGAAGAAGUCCAUCUUCUGUGAAAAUGGCGGCCUCUCCACUGUCAUAAGUAGGCUCUUUACUGUAGCCAUAGGGACUAUUGUUUUAGUGUGCCAUCUUUAUGAACAUAUGAUAAAUUAUAUGGCUGAAAUCAGCUGACAUACUUUAAAGUGACAUUACAUAUUUUGAUGAUUCAACGAAAUAAUGUUAGCAAAUGUUCCCAAAUGUCAGUCUUUUGUCAGAUAUUAUUGUGAUAUAUAUUUAUAACAAUAUUUGAAAAAGGACAUUGUUGGUCAUGUUUCUAGGUAUUGUAAGCUACUACCGUCAUCCAAUGUAUAUUCUUGUGUGGCUAUGAAUUGAUUUCUCUGAUUUAUUGAUUUUUGUAAAAAUUUGUGAUAGGAAAGAGUUUUCCAAGUUAACUUAGACACAGUUAAAUCCCUUUUAAGUGCCUGGAUCCAAUAAUCAUGUGUUUGAAUCCAAGCUUGGCCCUUAUUAUGAUUCUUGGUUUGUCAGCACCAUAUCAAUGCUCAUGAUGUCAAUCACCAGAUUGUCUGGUACAGACUGUUGUUUACAGACCCUGGUCAUCUAUCUGGAAUAUUGCUUAGUGCGGCGUUAAACAACAAACAAACCAUACUAGUGGGUGGUCUGGUUUUCACCAAUACCAAUUUCAAAUUGCCUUAACAUUAAGCUGACACUGUGAUAUAACUCAAAUAAUACUUAAAAGAAGUUAAAGAACACACAAUUUUUUCAUAUGACUGUGCUUAAAUUUUCAUGACGAUAUAUGUGUACAAUUUAAAUUUUAUACUACUUAAAAGAAGUUAAAGAACACACGACAGAUUAACUAGAGUCAAAUGCAUGUUUUUUACUUCUUUUUAGUAGUACACAAUUUAUUUUUGAGGUGGGGCUGUGGUAUGUCUGAAAACUAAAGGAAGUAAUUUUUUUAUCUAACAAUUUCAGAAAUGCUCCCUCAAUCUGGGUUGAUAAUUUUUUUCUGAUCUGUGGAAAUCCACGGAAUUCGUUACCUCAAGGGUAAUUUUUGUGAUACCUGCCAUUAUAAUAUACAGAUUUGUUGACAUGGUAUUUCCAGUGUUACGUGCUCACAGUUAUGCCUGUGUUGGGGGGGAAAACAUCAAAACUCUUCAACCCUGUGUAUAAGACGACCACCCUUGAAAGCCCCCUAUUUCAAGGUACGAAAAACUUGCCUUAUACACAGCGAUAUACGCAACACAUAAGUCAUAUUGUUCCAAGAUCUAGGCUAACUUUCAGUGUGUGUGUUUUGAGGUUUUUUUUGUUGAAAAAACCCAUUCUCAUCCCCGUUUAAUCCCACUUCCCCCUUGUGUGAUGAUUUAAAUUAUACAUAAAUUCCUUGUUUAAUGUUUUUGCAUGAUCAUGAUUAUAGUUGUGUUAACAUGAUUAGUACAUCAUAUCACCUUUUGAAUGAAAUUAAAUGUGUCUAAAAUUGUCUGACAAAUAGUUGUGAAAAGGAGGUGUUAAUAUUUUGGAUUAUUUAAUAUUAUUUAAAAUGAACAAAUUUAGCAUAUUUAUGAUUAUGUAUGAUAAUGAAUGUACCUGUGAACAUAAAAUAUAUGACAUCUGAAUAAACAAACAACAAACUA